Spizellomyces punctatus DAOM BR117 is the source of this 1211-nucleotide messenger RNA. RefSeq lists its product as uncharacterized. The transcript has a single exon. The coding region runs from base 1 to 1077 and encodes 358 amino acids. NCBI's taxonomy places the organism in Eukaryota, Fungi, Chytridiomycota, Chytridiomycetes, Spizellomycetales, Spizellomycetaceae. The record is from RefSeq and is a predicted model, not a curated record.
AUGGCGCUUCACAUAGGUUUCUAUGCAUACGGAAGUUUACUUCUUGCUACGGCUUUGGGCGGGUUCUUCCAUUUGUUAUGCAGUAGGGGCCAAACCAAGGCUUACCAACAGGGUCCCUUUUUGGUCUAUGCCAUUCUGUCGAUUAAUACGCUCCUGAUUGGGUUUGCCUCAUUGGCGCUGGGUAUCUACGGCAUUGCGGUGGCUCCAGAUGUGCAAAGUUCUCCCAGUUCUACCAUCCGUUCUGGUGGUACGGAUAAUUCUCGGAAUCGCUGGAUUUACGUAGUAGCGGGAAUAGCUGUGUCCCAAUUGGUUGUAGGCAUUGGUUAUUUCGCCGCGUUUAAGCGUCGGCAGUUAACCCUGAGGAAUAUGCACGCAAAACUGAUAGCUGAGAUGGACUUGUCCACCGAACCGGACAAUCGAUACGACCGCCAGUUUAAGAGGGCAAAAGCCCGCCGAGACCCCGGUGCCGUGGCCACCGUGUCCAAUACCACGUCGAAUCCACACAUAGACAUAACGCCAACGAUGGACAAUACUGACACCGGUGCCCUUUCUAAAGCCGUCGAUUACCCUACAAUCGGAUUUUCGGCCAACGAACCUCAGUAUGAGUACAUUUAUGUUCCAGAGGCACCAUUUCCUGCAAUCCAAUAUCCGGAUGAUUACGCUCCUACUACAGAUGCCGCACAUGGUGCAAUCCUAACGCCUCAGCCAGCCGAUCCCGCCACGGGAUAUUUUACUGAUCCCGCCCAAUACCCAACCGUCGUCCCCUUCCCGGGUGAGGCACCGGCGACCAUGUCUUCUUCAAUUUGCGCCAAAGAAGAAAUUCACAACAUGGAACUAGAGAAUGAGAAAAGUACUACCUUGAAUAGUACUGUCCCUAGCCUCCAAUACUCGUCAUAUACGAGGCUUGACGAAGAUAGCUAUUCCAUCAAGGACCACCGGCUCUACAUUGUCAAUAGGGCCCCAAGAGAUGAUUAUGAGUACGACUAUCCCUUAACACUGGAGGCCUACGAGGGUGACGAUGGAACGUCUAGCGUGAUGGCUGACACAGGAUCUUGGCUCGGCUCAAUCCGUCGAUAACUGCCAACUCCUUGCCUCUGUUCCGGACUCUGAUAACACCGUCCAUUUUCUGUGAUUUUUCUUUCUUUGUAAUGAUGUAUCUAUGUAAAUGUUUCUCUGCAACGUCGCUUUAACAUGAGGACAGUAACUGGUCC